AGCAUCGAGCUUACGCCAAAGCAUUGUAAAAAUCGAAUCAAGAUAUUAAGAAAGGACUAUCAUAAGGUGAAAGGCAUGCUUGAAUUAAGCGGGUUUGGAUGGGAUGAUACUCGAAAGUGUGUUACUGCCGAAGCAAAAGUAUGGAAUGCUUACAUCGAGAUGCACCCUGGAAUGAAGGUGUUUCGGAACAUCCCAUUUCCUCAAUAUGAUAAUAUGACAAUAAUUGCCGGGACCGACUAUGCUACUGGUAGCAAAUCAAUGGUGCAUACUGAGUCGAAUGAAUUAUCAGAGAAUCCCACAUACGGGGCAUUUGACUCAAACCCAUUUGAAGCUAACCCCAAUGUGCCUCCAGGGUCUGAUUUCUCUGAUGCAGGUACACAACCUGCAACAUCGCCAAUAAUUGGAAUGACUGGUACUUCACAAGCUGGGUUAUCUUCAUCAAGACCGCAAAAGAAGAAAAAGAAGGCCACAAUUAAUCAUGAAAUGAUGCAAGAGAUGAAGCACGUAGCCUUCUCUAUCGAAGCGACCCGAGCCACAAUGAUAGAGAUGAAAGACAAACUCGAUGACUACAUUAAUAUGCAACACACAGCCCAAAUUGAAAAGAGUAACUUCCGACAAACCAUAAUGCAAUGCCUUAGGGACGUACCAAAUAUAGACGAACCGUAUACAUGGCGAGCAUUAAGGUAUCUCUUAGAGCAUAGAGAGGUAGCACGAUUCUUCAUUGAAUUGCCUGUUGAGCUGAGGUGGGAGUUUCUUGUAAACACUAUUUGAGAUUAGUAUGCUUUUAUUUAGCUUUGUUAGU
Molecule: messenger RNA, 802 nt
Organism: Magnolia sinica
Lineage: Eukaryota; Viridiplantae; Streptophyta; Magnoliopsida; Magnoliales; Magnoliaceae
Exons: 2
Coding region: 76-771 (231 amino acids)
Source: RefSeq, a predicted model, not a curated record